CCCUUUCAGGGGCCGUUGUUGCCUGCUGUUGAACGCGGUAAUGGUCAGCUUGUCCCGAUUAUUUAUUUACAAUGCGUUCCUUCCUCAAUCAAAACUCACUUUUCAAGGUGAAAUCUUUCAAUUGAUCCAGUUUCAUCACAAAUGUUGAUGGCGGCGCCUAGUUCUGCAUUUAACGAACGUCUCGCCUCGCCCUCCUGCCAAUUGCGCGCCAAUAAACUGUCUUCGCCUUAAGUUUGAAACACCGUCUCCAAGACCCGCGCCGUGUCAAAAUGCCGCCUAAGAGGGGCAAGAGAGCGGCUCCGGUGGCCCCUGCCACUCACCCCCUUGACGGUUGCAAAAUCGCUUUCAGCGGGACCUUCAGUGGGACAACACAUGCUUCAAUCAAGGCCAAGGCCGAAGCCCUCGGGGCAACCGUCGCAAGCACAGUGGCUAUUGACACGACGCACCUCGUGGCAACGGAAAUCGACUUCAACAAGCCGUCUCCCAAGGUAGUCAAGGCCCAAGCGCUUGGCAUCCCCAUUGUCGCCUUGGAUUGGUUGUCGUUGUGCGAGCAGAAUAACGCCCGAGAGGCAGAGAAGGACUACGUCCCGGGAGCCUCUGCGAAGGAUGCCACUGCACAGACGGACACAGCCAAGCCAGCAUCUUCCCAGAACGAUGUCACAGCACCAAGAGCCAGCAGAACGCGGAAGCGUGCCUCUCCCCAGGCUGCAGACAACACCUCUGACACCGAGGCCGCGCCAAAAGCUAAACGAACGAGAGGGCGGACGGCCGCGGCAGUCAAGACAGAGGAUGAUGUUGAUAUGCCGGAUGUCAAACCGGCGGAGCCGGAAGAGGAAGCAAAGCCCAAGGUGAAGACCGAGCGUGCGGUGGGCGAAGGACAGGUUGCCAAGCGCAAGGACGUCCAGAUCCCAGUCGACGAAGGAUGUCCUUUCGUGACUUCAAAGGUCUAUAUUGAUGACUCUGGAGUCAUCUACGAUGCCUCGCUAAACCAAACCAAUGCGUCCAAUAACAACAACAAGUUUUAUCGCCUUCAGAUCCUGGUUGAUGGUAACGGCGUAUAUCGCUGUUGGACAAGAUGGGGAAGGGUCGGUGAGCGUGGGCAGACCGCCGUCGUUUCCACAGGGACUCUUGACGAGGCCAUACGGCAGUACGAGAAGAAAUUCAAGGACAAGUCGGGCCUACCUUGGAGCCAGCGCGGGGACAACCCGAAGCCGGGCAAGUACGCCUUUGUCGAGAAGAACUACGAGGAGGAUGAUUCGGACGAGGAAGAGGAAGCGGGCCAAGCCGAGGCGAAGAAGACGUCCGAUUGGAAACCACCCAAGAGCACGCUGGAACCUGCCGUCCAAGAACUCAUGAAGCUCAUCUUCAACCAGCAAUACUUCGCCAACACCAUGUCGGCCCUGAACUAUGACGCCAACAAGCUACCGCUUGGCAAGCUUAGCAAAGCCACCAUCACCCGUGGGUUCCAGGCGUUGAAGGACCUAUCCGCUCUCAUCGACGACCACUCUCUUGCUUCCAACUAUGGAAUGACAUACGCCCCGGCGGUUGAGCAUCUUUCCAACACCUUCUACUCGCUCAUUCCGCAUGCUUUCGGCCGGAAUCGUCCACCAGUCAUCAACGACCAGCAGAUGCUUAAGCGAGAAAUAGAACUUCUCGAAAGCCUGAGUGACAUGAAGGACGCGGCGCUCAUCAUGAAGAUGGACAAGGCCGGGGACGACGACAUCCACCCUCUUGAUAAGCAAUAUCAAGGAUUAAAGCUAAAAGAGAUGACGCCACUCGAUCCGGCCAGCGAGGAGUAUGUCCAGCUUCAAAAUUACCUGCUCGAGAGCCGAGGCGCGACCCAUGGACACCGGUACAAGAUCGAGUCCAUCUUCAGAGUCGAGCGUCAAGGCGAGCAUGAGCGGUUCAAUGAGAGCGACUUUGGCAAGAUGGCGCAAAACAGGCGGCUAUUGUGGCACGGAAGUCGCUGCACAAACUUUGGCGGUAUCCUCAGCCAAGGCCUCCGGAUUGCGCCUCCCGAGGCGCCAGUAUCAGGGUACAUGUUUGGUAAGGGCAUUUAUCUUGCCGACAUGUCAUCGAAGUCGGCCAACUACUGCUGCUCGUACCAGUCAGGCGGCACGGCCCUCCUUCUGCUCUGCGAGGCGGAGCUGGGCAACCCCAUGCAAGAGAUGCUGCACGCUUCGUAUAACGCUGGAGACGGUGCGAAGGAGAAGGGUAUGAUUUCGACAUGGGGUAAGGGUCGCACCGGUCCCAGUAAGUGGAAGGAUGCAAGCUGCGUGCAUCCAUCUUUAGCUGGAGUGAUGAUGCCUGACACAUCAAUCCUCCCUUCGGACACCAAUGUCCCCGGCGCCAGUUUGUAUUACAACGAGUACAUUUGUUACGACGUCGCACAGGUCCGUCUACGGUACCUUUUCCGGGCCCCACAGGCCGGAAACCAACCAGACCCGAGUGCCUCACCGCGGCCACAAAAGCGGACCGCGAACACGUGCGUCACAUGCCGUGCGCGCAAAGUCCGGUGCGACGGCCGGCGAGGCAUCUGCACCAAUUGCGAGCGGCUCGGCUUCGGCUGCUCGUACGAUGAGAGCGUCAGCGUCGAGGUCGUCCCGGGCGAGAGCAGCGGGCCCGCAAUUUCGGUGCCCCGCCGCCGGGUGCGGCAGGCGUGCCAGAACUGCCACGCCAGAAAGGCGCGAUGCAGCGGAUCAAUGCCGAGUUGCGACCGGUGCCGGGCCCAGGGGUUGGAGUGCGUCUACCGGCCCGGGAAACGGUCGCUGCCGCUGCCAUUGCCGCUCCCCGCCACCUCUGCCGCCCAGUCGCCGGGAACGAUGAUGCAUGAGGAUGUAUCGAUGAGCCACGGCGGCGGAUCCAACGACUAUGGCACUUCCAGCAGCACCGCCAGUCCCAUCCCGGCCAGCAUGGACCAGGCCGAUCCGGACGACGCUCUUGCCCUACGAGCCUUUGACAAUUUCUUCCGCCACAUCCACCACAUCGCAAUGUUCUCUUUCCUGCACCGGCCGUCGCUCAUGGAACGCUACCACGCAGGGGGGCUAGACCGCGCUCUGGUGCUUGCCCUGGUCGGCAUCACGUCGCUGCUGACUGAUCUUGGCCCCGGUAUGGAGGAGUACGGCAACCGCUGCAUGGAAGAGGCGGUAUCGCUAUGCCUGGCAGGUCUUGAGAAGCCCACCGUACCCCGUCUGCAAGCGUUGGUCCUUGCCAUCAAGCACCGGAUCCUUGCCAAGCGCUUCUCGGGCGCCUUCAUGCUCCUCGCCAUCGCCAGCCGGUUUGCCACGGCUCUCCGGCUGAACCACGAGAACCCAGACCUGUGCUUCCUCGCGCGAGAGGCACGCCGCCGCGUGAUGUGGUCCAUCUAUAUGAUCGAUGCGUCGAUAUCCGUGGGUCAGUCCGAAUUCGCCCUCUGGGCGGAUGCUGAGCACCAGAUCCACCUGCAGCUCCCAUGCAACGAACGGAACUUUGACUUUGACCUGCCAGAGCCGACAGAACCGCUCCGGCCUCCAGGCCCCGACGCUGGAGGCGUCGUUCCGCCGUUACCAGAUGUGCUUGGCCUCAUGGCGCUUCAUAUCCGUCUCCACUGGAUGCGCAGCCGCAUCUUGCAGUGUACCGCGAGAGCGGCAGCCUCGCCCUCGGCGGAUGUGCUGACCAUGCUGCCGAGACAGUUGGCCGAGCUCGCUGCGGAGCUCGAGGUGUUCGAGGCGCGAUUGCCAGUGUCUUUCCGCGGGACGGAGUCCAACUUCCGGCUCCGCAGCUAUUCCCCGAGGCUGGGCAUCUUCAUCAUGACCCACGUCUGGUGGAGGCAAUGCCAUCUCGAUCUCUACCGUCUGUUUCUCCCGGGCCUAAAGGAGGCGCUUGCCCCACCCGCCUUGCAGCAGAUGGACCCUCUUUUCGUAAGGCACAGGCGUCAGAGCUGCUACGAGCAUGCGAGAGCCAUGGCGGAUAUGUUCUCGCAGCUGCUAAGUCUCAGCAGUAGCAACACGCCGGUGGCCGACUUGGACUUGCCAGGCUGCGCCCUGCAGUGCUCCAGGGUGCUGUACCAUGGCUUGCAGACAAACGCGGGUGAUUCAGGCUUCACGCAAGAACGGGUGCGAGAACUUGCCACUGUCUGUCUCCGAGCUGCUCGGCAGUCCACCCCUGGACCGGCAUCUUCCAGUAUUCAAACGGAUAUUGAACGGCUCAUCGCCAACGGCCUGUCGCUACCCGAGGUUCCACCAGCUUUACCGGACCGCGCUCGCAGUCUCGCCGGCGGGAUGGACACACCCUACCUUGCACCACGCCCGCCGGUCCCGGAGACGAACCAGCUGCCGAUGGGCCCUCCGGUCCCAUCGGACCAAGCACAUGCAGCAGGAGGAGCUCUUCCGCCGAUGAGACUGCCAACACCGAACCUGUCCCCCAUGGCGGCGCUAAACCUGCCAAUAGCUGACGGGGCAAUACCUGCCGCUCCUAGAGUUGCACCUUCUCAGGCGAGCGCUGUGACGAGUGGAAGUAAUGCAUUUGAGGAGGUGGGCGACGGGCUCAACUUCGGACCGGAGCUGUUUGGGCUGGAUUCAUGGUCUGUGUGGGCAGAUAUUCAGCACUUUCCUAGUGGUAGUAUCUCGUGAGGAGGCACAAUAUGGGGGAUUGCAACCAUUUCUCUGCUGUAAUGGGGGCUUGAGUGGUUUUCCCGUGUUUAAAUGAUUCCCAGCCUCCAGGUCCCCUUGACGCCAGAUGGGGCGUUGAUGUCGCCAUUUCACGUGCGCGUGGGGUGCAUUUGGGGUGCAUUGGGGGCGUGCAGCGUGGCGUUCUGCCCAUUUCCCCUGUCGGCUCAAAAAGGGAAGUCGAGAGCUGGUAGCGGUAGGGGUAAGAAGGCGCACGCUUUGAACGACAACGAAGACCAGAAGCUGGCGUUGUUAUAGGAAGGUGACGCAAUGCUGGACUAGUAGGGGGUUCAAGACUUAGCGGAGCUUCGGUCGAGCCUUUAAACGGUGACCCCCGUAGCUGCUACAUGCUCACAUACCUAGUAUCUGUCUUACUAUAUCGUUCCCAACUCUG
Molecule: messenger RNA, 5040 nt
Organism: Chaetomium strumarium
Lineage: Eukaryota; Fungi; Ascomycota; Sordariomycetes; Sordariales; Chaetomiaceae
Product: poly polymerase catalytic domain-containing protein
Exons: 7
Coding region: 270-4610 (1446 amino acids)
Biological process (GO): DNA-templated transcription; double-strand break repair; regulation of DNA-templated transcription
Cellular component (GO): nucleolus
Molecular function (GO): NAD+-protein mono-ADP-ribosyltransferase activity; DNA binding; DNA-binding transcription factor activity, RNA polymerase II-specific
Source: RefSeq, a predicted model, not a curated record